This is a messenger RNA of Ipomoea nil (Japanese morning glory), 2401 nucleotides long. RefSeq lists its product as uncharacterized. The coding region runs from base 197 to 2113 and encodes 638 amino acids. NCBI's taxonomy places the organism in Eukaryota, Viridiplantae, Streptophyta, Magnoliopsida, Solanales, Convolvulaceae. The transcript has 3 exons. The record is from RefSeq and is a predicted model, not a curated record.
ACAUGUGGUUUUAGAUUUUCUUUCAAGUACUUAUAUUUUACUAUUGCUUACGAAAAGGAACCUGCAUUUUUCUCCAAAAAGCAGGCCGGCCAAGUUGUUUCGCUCCCGUGUGCUUUGAAAUGUUCUGUUCAUAUUGAAUUUUUGAUGAAUUUUAGUUUCUUCCAUCAAUCAUCAUACCAUUAGUUGAAUUAGAGUCAUGGGAAGUUCUGGGGAGUGCAGAGCUAAACCCAUUGACGUUCCGGCGAGCGGGUUGGUUUGGGUCCGCCGGCGAAAUGGACAGUGGUGGCCGGGCCAAAUUUUGUGCCCGGAAGAGUUGCCCGAGAGAAGUUCGGUUUCUGGGAGAUCUGGAACUCCAGUUAAACUCCUUGGAUUAAAGGAUACAUGUAUAGACUGGCAUAAUCUUGAGAACUCUAAGCGAGUUAGGGCUUUUCGUUGUGGGGAGUAUGAUAAGUGCAUUGAGAAAGCUUUGUUAGUUGCAGCUAGUGGUUCUAGGAAGGCAGUGAAAUAUAACCGCAGAGAAGAUGCCAUUCUUCAUGCUCUUGAGAUUGAAAGAAGUUUCCUUGGAAAAGCUAAUCCCAGUUUUUCUUUGGGAUUAGAUAAGCAAAAUGGAGGGCAAAAUCUUAUUGGAGAGUUACCUGCUUCGUCCCGAGAAGGAAUUGAAAAUGUGAAUGGGGAUUAUAGUAGCUCUGAAGAUAAUUCACGUUCAAAACCUAAAUUAUCGCACUCUAGUGUAUCCUUUGAGGGGACAAAUUGUAGGGUGCGGGGGCAGCAAAAGACCCCAAAUGAUUCGGAAGAUGAUGGAAUCGAAGGCACUCAACGUAUGAAAGGUCUUGAUGACCUGGGGAUGGGGGUGGUGCAAUCGGUGAAAAGAAAGAGAUCUCAGGUGGUGCGCAUUAAUGAGUGUCUGAAAAAGAAAAGCCGCUGUCGUCCCUUGACAAAGGUUUUGCAGAGUACAGCCAUGUUAUCGGUUCCUAUUAUGUGUGAAGAAGUUCCUAGUCCUAUUGGAGCAGCUCUUGACAAAGCCCUCGAUGGCAAGGCGAUGGUAAUUAAUAAUAAAUCAAACAGUGCAGGCGCAUUAUGUGAAAAUGGAACAUCAUCUAAUGCAUCUGGGGACUCUUGUGGUAAAUGCAAGCAGGAGAAUGAGAUAUCAGAAACUUUGGAGUUUGCUGAGAGUGGUUAUUCAAGGAGGUUGUUUGAUGUUCCUUUCUUUGCGGAAGGCUCAUCCCCAAUUGUACCCUGUGCUUCUCAGAAAGGUGAGUUCAGUGCUGGAGCACCAUCUAGCGAAAGUGGUCAAGUUGAAACCAUGUCUUGUGGAAGUGGUGAGCAUAAUGAGUCGGGUUGUACAAAUUUAGGUAAUGCAGAUAUCCUUGAUAGUGGACCGAGGAUGGGGAAGGAGACUUCGAAGUGGCAAUCAAAAGGAAAAAGAAACUUUCGGACGGGUAACUUCAUAGAUUGGAGCAGGAAUAGCCCUCACAAAGAAUCUCAAAUGAAGGGACCAACUGCUGAUUUGCCUAUUCCACGAAGGUCACUGCCUUAUCGCCUGUCUCGUUUUGUGGUUAACCCUAAGUAUGAAUCACCCGAUUUCUCUCUUAGGCACCACGUUAUUGCUGAUUCUUCAUUGACUGAUGUUAAAGUGGAGGUCAAGUCCUGCUACCGCACACGCCAUAUCCCUUACAUUUCAUUAAUGAGCAAAUUAAACGGCCAGCCUAUCACGGGUCACCGGCUUGCUGUUGAAGUUUUAGACGAUGGCUUCUGUGAUCAACUGCUCGUGAGCGCUAGCAACUGUCACGACUUGGAUGAUGAUUCUGCUCCAAAAGGUGUCGAUAUGGUCAACAAAACGAAACUAAGUUUUGGUGGUAGGCUUCAACCUCGCGCCUCAUCAACUAAGUCAUCAAAAUCAAAGAAAGAAAGCAUGCUCUCGAAGAAGGUUCGUAGGUUGUCUUCAUUGACUGGUCCUCGCAAGCAAAAUCGAGAGAAGAACCCCACAGUACAACAGCUUAGAGGCCCCACAAUAGCAUGCGUUCCUUUGAAAGUGGUGUUCAGUAGAAUUAAAGCUGCGCUUAACAGUUCAAUACGACCAGCCCACCGCCUUAUCGCACCCAGCAUUGGUUGAAUCUUCUUUCUUGGAUUGAGCUUAGGUUUUGUGUGAAAGUUUGGUUUGUAGGUGGCUUAGUAUAGUAUACCUGUUUCAAAUGAAACAUGGAGCUCUGUCCAGGUUGGGCUGCUUUUGCAGUGUACAUAAAAUUUAAGGUUAGGUACUUAGCUGAAGGUGUAAAGAACAGUGGAUUUGAUGUUGGGUUUUGGUGAUGUUUUAACAACUCUGAUGUUCUUUAGUUUUUGGAACUGAGUUUAUAUUUGCUUUCCCCUUCUCCAUUAUGUGGCCCUUUAGAACUAUUGCAAA